CAAUCUUUAACGAAGGGAGCCGUUGCAGAGGAUACAGAUUGUAACUAUUACUACUAAUAUGCCAUGCGUAAGCUCUUAAUAGCCUUUGAUAACUUACUCUAAGUUUACUGGUGAAGUGUAAUUAUUGUCUUAGGACAUAAUGACUACCGCAGAAAAGAGGAAAGCUUCUGAACUGGAAGAAGACAGUGUUCAGAAAAAUGAAGAAAUUCCAACUGAAGCUGCUGUUGCUCCAAAAAAGAAAAAUAAGAAGAAGAAGAAUAAAAGUGAAGUCCCUAUUCAGGAGGAAGCGCAACAAAACUGCACUUCCAGUGAAGCAAAUGCAGAGACAGAUAAAACUGACAUCAAACUUGAUGGGGUUGAUAAUGACAUUCUUGAAAACACAAUAGUAAAUGGCAACAGUAUGUCUCAGAAAAUUAAUAAGAAAAAGAAGAAGAAGAAAAAACACAUCAGACCCUACUGAUGGGAAGAGAAAACUGGCAGAUUUAGAGGAAGAAAUUUCCAAAAAGGAAGUUGAGGCAACAGAUGCAGUGCUUCCUCCAAAGAAGAAAAAGAAAAGAAAUAAAAGUAAAGCCCCCAAAACUGAGAAAAAUGGGGAAAUGUUGAUACCUUUAUCUGGAGGGGAUGAGGUUUCUGCUGAAACGGGUGUGAAUGGUCUAAAGGUGAAUGAUUCAGGAAGUGUCAGCCCUCUGAAAGUUCAGGAAAAUGCUGGUUCAUGUCAGGAAGGCAAAAAGAAGAAGAAAAAAAAAAAGAAGAAGAAGAAGCAGAGCACACCAGCAGUGACAAGUGUUUCAGCGAGUGCCAUUGUUGUCAGUAGUGUGGCAGAAGGUCCUCCAUUUUCAAGUCUACAGGAUUCUGUAUCGGAAAAAACCCUAAAGGCUAUUGCUGAUAUGGGCUUCAAAAAAAUGACACCCAUCCAGGAAAAAGCCAUACCACCACUCUUAGAAGGCAAAGAUGUCCGUGGUACAGCUAAGACUGGAUCUGGGAAAACUUUAGCAUUUAUCAUACCUGUUGUGGAACGUCUUAACCAUUUGAAGUUCACUCCUGCUGAUGGCACAGGAGCUCUAAUCAUUUCCCCAACCAGAGAACUAUCAAUGCAGACUUUUGAUGUCUUAAACAAAGUUAUCAAAGGUCAUUCUUUAACGUCAGGCAUCCUCAUUGGAGGGGUUGAUAGUACCAAGGAAGCUGAACUUUUAGCGAAAGGUAUCAAUGUAUUAGUGGCUACUCCUGGGAGAUUAUUAAACCACUUGAAAGUUACCCCUAAUUUUAUUAUUAAAAACUUGGCCUGCCUUGUUCUUGACGAGGCAGAUCGCAUUUUGGAUGUCGGUUUUGAGAAGGAGGUAAAUGCAAUAUUGGAACUACUUCCAAAACAGAAGCAAACAAUGUUUUUCAGUGCAACUAAAGAUAAGAAAGUAAAUUUACUGGCAAGAUUAUCUCUCAAUGAUGAACCAGUGGAAGUAGAAGGUGAACCUUUGGCAAAGACUGCUACUGUAGAUGGUCUCGAACAAGCCUAUGUGGUGUGUCCCCCGGAAAAGAAGGUCCUUAUACUGCACAACUUCUUGGAGAAGAAUAAGAAGAAGAAAAUUAUGGUGUUUUUCAGUACCUGCAAUGCUGUCAAAUUCUAUUGCAAACUUUUUAACUCUCUUGGAUUGAAUGUCAUGGAUAUAAACGGUAAAAAUCGGCAAGGAUUACGUACACAGAUGUUCUAUAGUUUCUCGAAAUUGGAAUCUGGAAUUUUACUGUGUACUGAUGUUGCUGCUCGGGGAUGGGACAUCCCAGCAGUCGACUGGAUUGUACAGUUUGAUCCACCACGAGAUCCUAAAGAAUACAUCCAUCGUGUAGGAAGGACAGCUCGUGCUGGUGGAAAGGGCAAAGCGCUUCUGUUCAUUCGUGAAGAAGAAAAGGGAUUGUUAGGUUUGCUGAAAAGCCAAAAUGUGCAUCUUCAGUUGGAGAACUUCACUUGGGAUAAGUCAAAAGAUCUCCAACUUAUGGUGGAGAAAACUGUACGAAACACUAAGAAUCUUAAGGUGCUAGCUUUAAAAGCACUGGCAAGUCACUUUGGAGGGUAUUUCAACUACAAUAAUAAUGAGUUUUUGGAUAUCACCAAAUUAGAUCUUAAAAAGCUUGCCAAAUGUUUCGGAUUUGAAACACUCCCACGUCUGCCGAAUGUUGUACAGAGGCAGUUAGAUGAAGCCCUUGGUCCACAAAAAGACCAAAACGUCAGAGCGUACAAUGCCCCAAGUAAAUUGCAGCACCGUAAGGGAAAAUUAUAUAACACUAAUACUAAACCACAAUACCAAAAAGGAAAAUCAUACAGUGGCAUGACUAAGCCACCGCAAAAAAUGGGGAAAUCUUACAAAGGUGUAAGCAAGGUAAAACACCAAAAGGGAAAAUUCCCAAAGGGUAAGAAAGCUGUAAAACCAAAAGAGGCCACUUAAAGAGAAUGAGGAAGAUACACAGUUUUCUAUUUACAUCCUUAUAUAGAAGUUAAAGAUGGACCUGGGGAGAAGUGUACCGAGAUGGUGAAUUUAUGCAUAAACAAUGGGUAAGUCAGGAAUGCACUGAUAGCAAUUUGAUUAAUAAGGUACAGGGAUCAAGCAAAGACAUGAAAGGGAGUAUUGAAGUUAGUAGGAAAUACUUAUACGAUGUAUAUGUUUGAGGAAGUUUUGAUGAUAACUAUCGAGAUUCUAGCACUGCUGUAUUUGUAAUUAUUUGAUAUUUUGUAAAAUACUUUACACAUGCAUAUAUGUACAUUGAUUUUUUAUUUGCAAAGGUUGUACUUUGCAAGAAUGUUGUUGAAUAUUAUAAAAAAAUACAGAUCAGUAAUUCA
Macrobrachium nipponense is the source of this 2827-nucleotide messenger RNA. RefSeq lists its product as uncharacterized. Gene Ontology annotation, biological process: maturation of LSU-rRNA from tricistronic rRNA transcript (SSU-rRNA, 5.8S rRNA, LSU-rRNA). The transcript has 12 exons. Gene Ontology annotation, cellular component: nucleolus. The coding region runs from base 390 to 2435 and encodes 681 amino acids. The record is from RefSeq and is a predicted model, not a curated record. NCBI's taxonomy places the organism in Eukaryota, Metazoa, Arthropoda, Malacostraca, Decapoda, Palaemonidae. Gene Ontology annotation, molecular function: nucleic acid binding; RNA helicase activity; ATP binding.